Messenger RNA from Cryptomeria japonica (Japanese cedar), 2593 nucleotides. Its product is annotated as B3 domain-containing protein Os07g0563300. The record is from RefSeq and is a predicted model, not a curated record. The transcript is spliced from 7 exons. Bases 276 to 1946 code for a protein of 556 amino acids. NCBI's taxonomy places the organism in Eukaryota, Viridiplantae, Streptophyta, Pinopsida, Cupressales, Cupressaceae.
ACACAGUAGUCAUAAACAUGGUACAAGGCAAACAUUUACAGACAGACAUCAUACUCUAUGAUACGGAUUUGGAGAGCGAAGGGAUCUUGCAAGUACUCACUAGGUACUCAGUUCAUGUUUCUUCUUCAUGGCAACUUUAUCAUGAGUAGUACUCACACAACCUUUUGCGGGAAGUUUUUUUCGAACUAGCGCAAUGGCAGAGGCCGCCAAUCGCACUUUCAAAUAAUCUCAACAUACAGCAAUAACUGUGAAUCAACGGAGAAAAAUAAGCAGCAAUGGCGGCCACUAAAGUUUGCUACAAUACAAAAUGUGGUGCCACAUCGAGUGGCAAGUGGAGAAGCGGAUGGGUUCUCCGUUCGGGACAAUUCGCCGAUCUUUGCGAUUCUUGCGGGUCUGCCUUUGAGCAAAUGAGAUUUUGUGAAAUAUUUCACUUAGAUGAUGCUGGUUGGAGGACGUGCAAGAUGUGUGAAAAGCCUGUCCAUUGUGGGUGCAUUUCUUCUAUCAAUUUAUUCAUGCAUCUUGAUGUUGGAGGCAUUGAAUGCAUCCUUUGUGCUAUGAAGAGUGGCAGCCAUAUCUUGGAAGGUCAACCUUCAAAAAUUGGCAAUGGAGCAUCUCCCAGCAGGUUUUCUGACGGUGGUGUAAAUGACAUGUCUGCAAAUACUGAUGUAUCUGGAAGCUUAUACCAUCCUGGGAAGCGAAAAUCAGAUUCACUGAAGGAGGAGCUUAUAUCUCAGUUCAAUGAUUCAGAUACGGAUCAUAGAUGGUAUAAAAAUGAUGGUGCUAGAUGCAAAUCAAAAGAAAGGAAAGUUUUCCAAUCAACAUUGCCAGGGGAUAAAAUGCAUAGCCAUAAUCUUGGCAUUAAAAACAAAAGGUUGCGGAUAGAUAGUGAAGAUGCAUUAGAGUUAAAGGUAACAUGGGAAGAAGCUCAAGACUUGUUUUGCCCUCCUUUAACAGCUGUCCCGAGUGUUGUGAUCAUCGAAGGGCAUGAGUUUGAAGAGUAUGAGGAACCUCCAAUCUUUGGCAAGAGGACAACUUUUCAUAAGAAACGAUCGAGGGUUCCCUUGUCUGGAUCUUGUGAAGUGAGUUUUGAAGAUCUAGAUAAACUUCCUGAACAAAAUAUAGGCAAGAAAAGGAAAAAGGUUUCUCAAAGUCAUGCAGAUAUUGGGGACUCUUCUGGUCUGGAUGCAUCAACCAAUGCAGCCACUCUUGGGGAGAAAAUGACAACAUCUUCCUCGAUCAAUCCCACAACAAAACACCCUCGACACAGACUGGGAUGCACAUGCAUUGUUUGUAUUCAGCCUCCCAGUGGAACGGGGCCCAAACACAAAUCUUCUUGCACCUGCAGUGUUUGUAUUACUGUCAAACGUAGAUUCAAGACGCUUAUGACACGGCGUAGAAAAGAAACAGACAAUGCAAUCAAAAAGUACAAUUCUUUAAAUGAGCAGAAAGAUGCCCUCAGUUUUGAGAGAAAGGAAUCUGACGUGCAGUCUGAUUUUGUGAAUGAAUUCAUAUGGGAUACUCCAGUUUCAGUAUGCAAGAAGGGGAUUACAAAUAUUCAUGAUUAUCCAGGAAAUGAAGUUGAAUUGCCUUCAGAUCUGAACUUACAUGCUUCCUGCAAGGACAGUGAAAGUGUGAAAGAAGAUUAUUUACUCAGUAAAGGGCGAAUUGAUUUGAAUAGUCAACCAGGCAGUGAGGAGGAAGAAUCACUUGAAAUUGGUCUGGUAAAAACAGUGGGGCUUAUCGAUAAUGUCUCUUUGCCUCUUGAAAUGUGCAUCAAGCAACAUGAACUUCCAAGUUUAAUAUACCCUCCACAGAUAAGUAAUACAUUGGGAUUUCAACAAAGUUCAAGUGAAGGAAGACUUGAGGAAACUUCCAGGGUUCACAAUGAAGAUCAUAUCACGAAAGAAGAGUUCAUUUCAAACAGAACUAAAACUGAUUCCAUAUAAAUCUCCAUCUAGAUAAAUUUACAAGAUUCACCUCCAUUUGUAGAAUGCAUGUCAUGUGUGUGCAACUAAACAGGGAGGCUCCACUUUUGGGUUUCACAAAAUCUGGUAACAACAAUAUCGUACAGAAUAAGAGUUUGUAAGAUAAUACUUUGUUACUGUGGGUUCACAAUCAGGUCCCUGAGACCGCUAUUUUUCUUUAGGAUGGCUACUGUAUAGGAUGGUAACUUUUGAUGUUCAUGCAAGGGAUGAUUGACAAUCAUCUGACCUGGACAUUCUGUUAUCUUCAGCCACAUCCAUGAAAAAUGAGCUGCUGGAUUACAUCCUUUUUUAACUGCAACAUGCCUUUAGUUUUGCUGCUUUUAAUUUCCUUUGGCAUAGUUGAAACUCUCGCUGGAACUUGUUUCUAGUAUACUGAAGCACCGGGUUAUCCUAAAGCUCCAGAUAAUAUGCAUUUUACAUUUUAGGAUGUACAGUUUUGAACUACAUUUCUAAAGAUGUCAUCCAAAAGGAAUUUAUUGGGUUCUUUCCCAGAACUUAUUUUCUUGCUUUGCUUUUUCUUUUUGGCGGGCUUGAUUGACUACUUGUGAGCCAUGUUUUGGAAGAUAAAAACUUGAAUUUACGGCAGUUCAAGGCCCUAUUAUUUUCUA